Molecule: messenger RNA, 1911 nt
Organism: Effrenium voratum
Lineage: Eukaryota; Dinophyceae; Suessiales; Symbiodiniaceae
Source: the annotation of a GenBank genome assembly
AUGAGCGGUGUGCACGUUCCGGUGGGCCAUCCACCCGUGGUUUUCUGCACGCCGGGAAACAGGGACUUAUGUGAGAAGAUUGUGAUGCACCUGAGCUGGAGCAUUGGCAAGGCGAGAUUCCGCACCUUUGCAAACGGGGAGAUCUCGGUGAAGUUGGAGCAGUCGGUGUCCAACUACGACGUCUUCGUGGUUUGCGCUCGGGAUGACUUCGAGUGUGAGAUCAACUUCAUGCUGAUGCAGCUGCUGAUCAUGCUGGACGCUCUCAAGUCUGAGUCCCCACACCGCAUCACCGUGGUGCUGCCUUGCGUGGAGUACGCGCGCCAGGACCGCAAGUUUGAGGCCGGCGAGGCCAUCGCUCCCAAGCUGCUGCUCCACCUCAUGGCGACGGCUGGGGCGGACCGCUUUGUGACAAUCGACCUGCACAACCAGGCGGAGGCGGGCUUUAGCCCGGCGCAGGCGGCCUUAGAUGAACUCACCUGCGAGCCGGGGUUCCGUGUCCAAUCGGGGCUCCUCCAGAAGAUGGACAGGAAGGCCACGGGCGCCACAGAUUUGUCCAAGGCCAUUGAGGCGGUGUCCGCCAGCAUGUUCAAGAUCAAGGAGCUCAAGGGCCGCGAGAUCUUGGACUCCCGGGGCAACCCCACGGUGGAGGUGGACCUCACCACGGAGGGGGGUUUGACGGUCACGGCGGCGGUGCCCUCCGGGGCCUCCACGGGCAUCCACGAGGCCUGCGAGCUCCGGGACGGCGACAAGGCCCGGUACCUCGGCAAGGGCGUGCUCAAGGCGGUGGAGUCGGUGAAUACCACGCUGAACUCCGCGCUGAAAGGCUUUGAUGUGUCGAAGCAGAAGGAGCUGGACGACAAGAUGAUCGCUUUGGACGGGUCGGCCAACAAGAGCAACCUCGGCGCCAACGCCAUCCUCGGGGUGUCCAUGGCGGCGGCCAAGGCGGCGGCCAAGGCCAAGGGGGUGCCUCUGUACCAGCACUUUGCGGACCUCGCGGGCAACGGCGCCAAGCUCACGCUGCCGGUGCCCUGCUUCAACGUCAUCAACGGGGGCUCCCACGCUGGGAACAAGUUGGCCUUCCAGGAGUACUUCAUCAUCCCGGUGGGCGCCUCUUCCUUCAAAGAGGCCAUGCGCAUCGGUGCUGAGUGCUACCACACGCUGAAGGGCAUCAUCAAGAAGAAGUUCGGAGGCGACGCCACGCUCAUCGGCGACGAGGGAGGCUUCGCCCCCCCCUGCGACGCUCGCCAAGGCGUGGAGCUGAUUAUGGAAGCCAUCGAGAAGGCAGGCUACAAGGACAAGUGCAAGAUCGGCAUGGACGUGGCGGCGUCCGAGUUCAAGGUGGAGGGCGCCGACUGCUAUGACCUGGGCACUUGGUACCCGGAUGCCGAGAAGACCCCGGACCUGAAGAUGUCGGGCGAGAAACUCGCGGAUUUCUACGCCGACCUGUGCAAGAACUACCCGCUGAUCACCAUCGAGGAUCCUUUUGACCAGGACGAUUGGGCGGCAUGGACCACAUUCACCAGCAAGGUGGGUGGACCUACCCAGGUGGUUGGAGACGACCUCACAGUCACCAACGUGUCCCGCGUGAAGAAGGCCAUUGACGACAAGGCCUGCAACGCCCUGCUGCUGAAGGUGAACCAGAUCGGCACCGUGUCAGAGUCUAUCGAGGCAGUGAAGCUCUGUAAGAGCAACGGCUGGGGGGUGAUGUGCUCCCACCGCUCCGGCGAGACUGAGGACACUACUAUUGCGGACCUGGCAGUGGGCCUUUGCACGGGGCAAAUCAAGACCGGGGCGCCCUGCCGCUCUGACCGCAACGCCAAGUACAACCAGCUCAUGCGCAUCGAGGAGGAGCUGGGUGACAAGUGUGCCUAUGCAGGUGAGACUUGGCGUAAGCCGGUGUGGAUGUCUUAA